This is a messenger RNA of Rhopilema esculentum, 1102 nucleotides long. RefSeq names its product solute carrier family 35 member G1. NCBI's taxonomy places the organism in Eukaryota, Metazoa, Cnidaria, Scyphozoa, Rhizostomeae, Rhizostomatidae. Gene Ontology annotation, cellular component: membrane. The record is from RefSeq and is a predicted model, not a curated record.
ACAACACUUUCUUGAAAAAUUCCACUGUUGUAAAAGUGCACAUAUUUGAUUCUUUGGGACAGUGCUGCAAUUUGAUGAAAUUAGGGAGCGAGAAAUGCCUAAAAAUACCUGAUAGAAAUACCGCAAUACAGGGGUACUGAUAAUAUACCAACCAUUUCGUCGUAAUCAUCAGUCCAGCUGGUCCGUGUUUUAGCUCGACAACCGAAUCGAGCCAAUCAAAAACAAAACUAGAGCGGAAGAUUUUAACGCAGAUGGUUUUUCUCAUUAACUCCUCAGAGCAAAGGCAGUUUCGUUAAUUCAUGUUCCUGUUGGAAUGGAAACAUAAGUUGAUUGUACUUUGAGUACUUCAACAACCAUGUCUUUGAUAGCAGUAAAAGAUGAAGAUCCAGAUAGCGAUGAAGAAGAGCCAAAAAAGACCAACCCUCGAAUUCUUGGGCUAGGCCUAAUGGCGGGGGCUGGUUGUUUCUUGACCAUUGGAAACGUCAUUGUUCAGUAUACUCACAAAAAAUGGCCAAGCAAAGUUUCAACAUUCGAAGUGCUGUUUAUCAGGAGUUUUAUUCAGACACUUUUCAUCGUUGCCUUCAUGACAUAUGGGAAAGUCAGUGUUUAUGGGAACUGCCUUCGUAACUUGAUUGUUCUUAGCAUCAUGGGUAUUGCAGAGGUUGCUGCCAUUGUCUGUGUGUAUUUCGCAUUAGAAAGAAUACCGGUUGGUGAUGCAACAGUGAUACAAUUCACUGCUCCUGUUUUUACUGUGGCAUUCAGUUUUCUGUGCCUAAGGAAGGGUUGUGGCAUUCUUGAUACAGUAUGCGGAGUCAUCAGUUUUGGAGGAGUGAUUGUCUUGGCAAGGCCAACAAUUUUGUUUUCCCACAAGGAGCAUAAUGCUCAUGGUGUGUCCCACAUAAUGCAUUCAAAAAAUAAUGUAGUAAAGCCAGGAGAUGCUAAAUAUCUGGAGGGAAUCGGAUAUGCUAUCAUAGCUGCUGUCUGCUUGUCCUUAUUUUUCAUCUUAAACAAAAUGACAGGUAAGAAGCUGGACGUGACUCUCACUAUCUUUUAUCCAUGUCAGUUGUUGGUGGUGGUAUUGUUUUGGCAGCAACCAGUUUGA